AUGUCCGCUCUGGCAGACCGCCUCGCGCGGCUUGAGCAGGUGUUUCUGGAACCCUCCAUUGCACAGUCGACUGGAGCUGAAGGCUUCAUCCAUCGCAUACGACGGAUCGAGGAGACAUGCUUCGGCUCCGAGGCGUCCGGCACGCUACCCCAGCGCCUCCGUGAGCUGGAGAUCAUCACCUUCGGUGAGCACUCCGAGCACCAAGCAAAGCCUCUACCUGUGAAGCCCGAGCUGCCGGAGGUCCAGGCAGAAGAAAGUGAGCCCUCGGCGUGCGCAGCCGCGUCCACCGAGGUGGAGGAUCCCGAAGUUUCGGCCCUUCCUGCUGCCAAGCGGCCACGACACCAGGAGCCCGAGCAAGCAUUCCAGCUGUUGGGGAACGCAGGGCCGGCGGCCAGCAACCCUGCAGCUUUCAAGGAGUUCCCCCUCAGGGAGGAACAGCUGAGAUCCCUCGCUUGGAUGUAUGCGCAGGAGGCUCGCAGUGAGGGUUUGAGGGGUGGACUGCUUGCAGACAAGAUGGGAUAUGGCAAGACGGCCACAACCAUCGGCCUUCUUUCGGAAGACCGAGCCUCAAACAGCCCCAGCCCGAGGCCGUGGGGCUACAUAAAAAAUCCGGCAACUCUCAUCAUGUGCCCAGCGCACCUUGUGGAGCAAUGGGAAGAGGAGUUCUUCAAAUUCCUUGGCGCAGAAGGCAUGCAGCUCUAUCGCUCAGUCGUUCCCCACGGGAAUGGCCUCAGGCGCUUCUCAAUCACCUUCACGUUGUCCACAGACAACUUCCCCUUGGAACUGGUUCAUGGUGAAUUUAGCAAGACCUGGAUCGUGUCAGAGCUGAGUGAAGAGAUGAAGCGUCAGAAUCAAUCCAUGAACCCGAAGAAGCGGGUCGCUGCUGGUGAUGCGGUGGAGUACGUGCGGGUGGAAUCCCAGGGCAUGAUGCACGAGUUCGUUUUGAACCGCUGGUUUUGCCGGCUUUCGGAGUUGAAGCCGCUUUGCAAAGCAGGUUGCAAGGUGGAGCUUCGAAUCUUCCGUGACCGACCCAACCGAGCUCGCCUUAAGAUUACAAAGGGCACAGGGCCUCUCAAGAUCUUAGCCAUUGCCGACAUCUAUGAGAUGAAGCGCCUUAGACUCGGAUGUUUGCUGGACGACUUCCAUGUGGUCCUUGCCUCCACGCAGCUGCUGGCUUCGGACACCCACAACACUCACAUUAAGGAGACACUGAAAAUGUGGCGGCCUGCGGACGCGGCUUAUGGUCAGGUAAUGGCCGGCAAGCAGCAGGCCAUGCACGAGUGCGUGGAACAGUGGCAUGAGAAGGAGAGUUUUCUGGAGGCGGCACUCCGCACCGCGCCUGUCAUGUUCGAGACCAUGUGGUGGCACAGAGUAGUCCUCGAUGAGUUUCACGAGACGGAAUCUUGGAAGAAGGCAAUCCGUGAGGUCUUGAAGUCUAUUGGCGCCACCCACCGCUGGGGUCUCUCUGGCACUCCACCUUUGGGCGACGUGAAUUCCGUCUUGGAAGUUGCUGAGCUUCUGAAUUACGUGCAAGAUAAGAGUUCUCCCACUAUGGCACUGGCUUUCAAAAAAGGGCAGUCCAGCAAACUGAAGCAAGAGGACACGCAGCGAAAGCUCCGUGAAGAAUGUCAGACCAUGAUCCUCGGCUUCGUGCGGCAGAACUCCUCCGCACUCGUCGAAGCCAUUGCCCUAAGAGAGCACACUGAGUUCGUGGAACACACGGUAGAGGAGCGCCUGAUCUACCGUCAAGCCUGCCAUGACCACGGCGUGUUCGACCUUGAGGCUGGCUACGGCACUGCGAGCGCAGAGGUUCGGAUGCAGCUCCUCCAGCGAUGUGCUCACUUCUGCCUCCACACUGAUGCCGAGGAUGCGUCUGCGGCUGUGCGACUGCUUGGCGCGAGCAAGCGUGCUCGCAUCCAGGCUUUGCGCCGGCAGCUGGAAAUGGAAGCCUCCCGUGCAGCUCUCCUGUCCUCCUGGCCAGACAUGCAGGCUGGCGGGCUCCAGGCAAGCAUCCGGCACCCUGAGGCCGCCAAAUUCGUCGGCGAACUGCUAGAAUCCACUACCCAAGCGAUCAAGUCCAAAGACCCAAACCUGCAGUGCCUAGAGACGCAGAUCGAGCUUUACGACCAGCACGGUGAAUUGCGGUUGCGCCCGGAAGUGCGCUUGAAGCAGCCUGUGAGAGACAUGGAAGUCUACCCACGACUAUCGGAUCGCCACACUGUGCUGCAUGCAGUCGUUCGGGCCAGACCGUCAGCGCUGUCCGAGGAGAUCCUUUCAGAAAUGGCUAUUUGUGCGCAGACAUGUGGGGCCGGUAAUGUGGCCCAGAUCCGCAAGAGGGCCUUCGCCGGUGGUUUGCAGACACUCGGCGGGCUCCUGGACGCAGCACACCGAAGCAUGGACUUCUACACCUGGCAGAUGCGUGGAUUGCACAGUGCGGAGCUCGCAGGCUAUACUUGCUCGAUUUGCUUGUGUCCUGCAGAUUCCUUGGCCGAUCUGGCCAUGCUUCCUUGUUCGCACGUGUUUCACAGGUCUUGCGUUCUUCGCGCUUUGCGUCAGCAGCAUCGCUGCCCCGAGUGCCGGCAAGAAGCGUCGAGUCGCAGCAUGUCUUCCGUCCUGCUCGAGGUGCAGGAGCAGGAGGGCCGAGACCGUGCAGAGCACACAGAGCCCGAGGCCAAAGAACUGUCUCCCGAGUUGCGAAAGCACGGAUCGAAACUCCAUGCCAUUGCAACGUGCCUGCGCAAGAUCCGGACGGAAGAUGCCACUGCAAAGGCCAUCGUCUUUGUGCAAUGGGAAGGGUUGGAAAACAGAGUCGCGCAUGCACUUCGGACUCACCAGUUGCCUGUUCUGCAGCUUCCACGUCGGGGCGGCGGCAGGGCGAUGGCAGGAGUCAUGAAAAGGUUUUGCACAGCUGCGGACAGCUUUGUGCUGCUACUUUCCUUGGACAAUGUGGCGUCAGGAACUAAUCUCACUGCAGCUAACCAUGUCUUUUUCGUGCAUCCCAUGAAUGCCGACACACUUAGCACCGCAGUCGCCUACGAGAAGCAAGCGCUUGCUCGAGUUCGUCGUGUUGGACAGAUGAGGAGUGAAGUUCAUGUAUGGCGCUUCGUGACGCGCCAUACAGUCGAAGAGCACAUUCACAACCUCCACCAAAGACAUCAGCAGGCAGCUGGAGGCGCAUGA
Molecule: messenger RNA, 3180 nt
Organism: Symbiodinium sp. CCMP2592
Lineage: Eukaryota; Dinophyceae; Suessiales; Symbiodiniaceae
Source: the annotation of a GenBank genome assembly